GUUCCGGAAGCGCUGCCCGAAACGGGAGGAGCCGAGAUGGCGAAGAUAAAGAACGCGGCGUCGCUUCUCCGUUAGGGACGAUCAUUUAUGAAAAUGGUGAAGAAUACUGGGCCCCCGACAACCUUGUGGUACCUCACUGGAUACUUCCCUCCAGAUAGAUGUAGUUCCAUCGAAGACUACACAGAUAAUGGCAGGAAAAGUAAAAUGGGUGACGGACAUCGAGAAAUCUGUAUUAAUAAACAAUUUUGAAAAGCGAGGGUGGGUCCCAGUGGCUGAAAACGAAGACUGGAACUUCUAUUGGAUGAGCGUACAGACUAUUCGGAAUGUUUUCAGUGUAGAAACUGGUUAUCGUCUCUCUGAUGACCAGAUUGUCAAUCAUUUCCCUAACCAUUACGAGCUGACCCGGAAGGACUUAAUGGUGAAAAAUAUUAAAAGGUACAGAAAAGAACUGGAAAAAGAAGGUAGUCCUCUUGCAGAGAAGGAUGAAAAUGGAAAAUACCUUUAUUUAGACUUCGUUCCUGUCACUUUUAUGCUUCCGGCUGAUUAUAAUUUAUUUGUUGAAGAAUUCCGAAAAAACCCUUCCAGUACAUGGAUUAUGAAACCUUGUGGAAAAGCUCAAGGGAAAGGAAUUUUUCUCAUCAAUAAGCUUUCCCAAAUUAAAAAAUGGUCUCGAGACAGCAAAACAUCUACGUUUGUAUCUCAGUCCACCAAAGAAGCCUACGUGAUUUCCCUGUAUAUCAGCAAUCCACUUCUGAUUGGUGGGAAGAAAUUUGAUCUACGCUUGUAUGUAUUAGUAUCUACGUACCGUCCUUUGAGGUGCUAUAUGUAUAAACUUGGGUUUUGCCGAUUUUGCACAGUAAAAUAUACCCCAAGUACAAGCGAAUUGGAUAACAUGUUUGUCCAUCUUACGAAUGUUGCCAUUCAGAAACAUGGGGAUGAUUACAACCACAUCCAUGGUGGCAAAUGGACAGUCAAUAAUUUGCGUUUGUAUUUAGAAAGCACUCGAGGGAAAGAUGUCACAAACAAGCUGUUUGAUGAAAUACAUUGGAUAAUUGUACAAUCAUUGAAAGCAGUUGCACCUGUGAUGAACAAUGAUAAACAUUGCUUUGAAUGCUACGGAUAUGACAUCAUUAUUGAUGACAAGCUUAAGCCUUGGCUUAUUGAGGUUAAUGCUUCCCCAUCUCUUACUUCCAGUACUGCAAAUGACCGUAUACUCAAGUACAAUCUGAUAAAUGACACGCUUAAUAUUGCUGUGCCCAAUGGAGAAAUUCCUGAUUGCAAAUGGAAUAAACCGCCCCCCAAAGAAGUUCUUGGGAAUUAUGAAAUUUUAUAUGAUGAAGAGAUGGCACAAAGUGAAAUGUCAGAUCGGGAUUUGCGAAGCCGCUCUGGACAGUCUGUUGGACUUAAGGGAAACCGAGCCAGAGAUCCUGGAAAAACAGGGACUUGGAAGUAGCAGAAUAAAUUGAGAUUAUUAUUUUUUUUGGAAAUUCUGUGUGGAUAUCUUUUAUUUUAUUUUAUUUGCUAAAUACUAGUCCAGAGAAAAGAAUAUUGCUCAGGAUAGAGGCAUGUUGAUCAUUAGAUCCACUGUAAUGUUACUGCAAACUUACUAUUAAUGCAAGAUUAUUAUGCUGCAUGUUAUAGUACAAAAUGCAAUGAAUUAAUGGAAACAAAAUAGUUCCCAAGUCAAACUACUUUCUUUGAAGCAACAACUGCUAUCUCAAGCACUGCAACAGAAAUAUGCAUUCCAAGAUUAGUAUUUUUUUUUCUGAAUUGUUCUAGAAUUCUAAAGCAAACUGUUCAAAGCCUAAGUAUUUAUUGCAAACCAAUAUCAAUAUAUUAGAAAUUUUAUUCCUUUAUAAGGCAUGCUGUUGUUCUCUUCAAAAUUAAAUAUAAAUAAAAUUUAAAAAAUAACAU
This is a messenger RNA of Thamnophis elegans (Western terrestrial garter snake), 1914 nucleotides long. It is a transcript of the gene TTLL1, whose product is annotated as tubulin tyrosine ligase like 1. Gene Ontology annotation, biological process: microtubule cytoskeleton organization; protein polyglutamylation. The transcript has 11 exons. Gene Ontology annotation, cellular component: cilium. NCBI's taxonomy places the organism in Eukaryota, Metazoa, Chordata, Lepidosauria, Squamata, Natricidae. The coding region runs from base 188 to 1453 and encodes 421 amino acids. Gene Ontology annotation, molecular function: tubulin binding; tubulin-glutamic acid ligase activity. The record is from RefSeq and is a predicted model, not a curated record.